GCUGAAUGCGACAGGCUGCUAAUUUUCAUCCUCAGGUUGUUCAUGCUAUGAACAAAGUGUGGAAUGUACUUUCGACUUUCAGAGUAUCAUCAUUCAUACCCAAUCAUAUCUUUGGUCGGAAGGAAAUCAGCAAUUCGACCUCGGCCUUGGCGAACUUGUCCGAUCAUCCGUUCUUACCUGAAAGUCAUCUUUUGGCUCAAUCUCGACUCUUGGUGUCCAGAAAAAGCAAUCAAGAAGAAACCUCGUUGCAUCAGUUUAAUCGUGAACGUGAUGCUCAACUCUCAUCAGUAAACGAUCCUGAAGACGCUAUUAUCCUCCAGGGAAUAGACACUCAUCCACCUUCAGACGAGAUCGAUGAGGCUUGGGACGCGUUUCACAAGUCUGAAGGCAUUCACUUUGUCGACUCGAAAACAAAAUCAACAGAACCUCAAUCGUCGGCAAGGUCAAAGCCUGUGUAUACGCCAUCCCCAAGCCACCCUUCACCCCUGAGCCCUUUCACGGAGCGAUCUCAAACUUCAAAUGCAUUGCCUUGCCCUUCUCGAGACCAACCUGAAUUCUCCAGUCUCGAGUGGCGCACCCGUGCAAAGUCUCAAACAAACAUGGAUUAUUCUCGAGCUUUUCAGAUCAAGCGUGACUUGGCCGACGCCUCGAGUCAAUCGCGAUCCACUUCAUCUCUCAUCAAUGAGGAAGAAGCUUGGCUAUUUUUUGACCAGGAUACCUCCUCCAGCACGCUCGCUACCAAGUCUCAAGUACUAUGUCAGGCUCGCGCGGUGGAGACAGACCCGUAUGCACAGGAAGCAGCCCGCUACAUUGAAUCGUGGUCGAAGGUGAUGGAGAUGGAACGGCAAAAUGAAGCUUUCACCGCGAUGAAAAGAUUGUAUGACAUCCGACGCAGAAGUGGUCAUAGAUAUAACCCGCUGGGUAAAUCACUGGUCAAUAUGGUCAUAACUCCUGUGGAUCCGCCUGACUAUAUCAAGUCUGCACAUAGAAGUGAUAUCUAUCUUCGGUUGGAACGGCCUGAUGAAAGUGACAUUGGUCUCUGUAAUUUUCGGCACCCUACCGAGCCCAUGCCCAAGAAUUUUUCCAAAGAUAUCUUUAUAUCUUGUCGUCUGGUCUCGAAACGUACCUAUCAUCUGAUAGUACGGCUGGAGAACAGCGAUGCAGAUCUGACUUCGGAGAUGUACCGUCUUGACUAUGGUUGGGACGGGACUUCCUUCGAUCGAACUUCCGCAGCUGUUCAGGCCCUUCACGAUGAUCCAGAUGCUCUGCGAAGAAAUCUGACGGAGAAGGAUAUCGAGAGAUCAAAUAUUAAAAUAACUGGAUCGUCUCUCCGCCACCCCCUUCUGUUCGCCGAAAAUAAUGAGUCGUUUGCCCACGAUCCAAUUACGACACAUCCUAGUUCAAUCUCACCUACCUUUCAUCUCUUCACGCGCGAUCAAAGAAUCAAUAGCUGGGCUAAGCGUCAUCUUCGCCACCCUCCCCUGAAAAUGCCUGGUGACCCUGAUCUGGGCCAUCUCAAUGAACCACAAACACGCGCAAUCGCUAUGGCUAUCUCUUCGCCUCUAUCCUUGAUUCAAGGCCCACCUGGCACCGGAAAAACUCAAACCAUCAUUCAGAUGGUCGCGCUUCUCAAAAUACAUUUUCAAGUCUCACAGCCCAUAGCUGUAUGUGCUCCUACCCAUGUAUCUGUGGAUAACCUAGUCUUAGGCCUUGUGAAAGCUGGCUUGAAGCCAGUACGAUGUGGUGAGCAUCUCAAAGUAGCUUCCGAAGUGGCUCAAUAUUCGUUAGAAACCCUGGAGCUGCAGCACUCCCUGACUCCAACUAUUGAUGCCAAGAACCGCCGAUUGGAAUCCUUAACGAAAGAUUUGGACGCGAUUGAAAAGCGUUGGCGAAAUGUCAAACCAGCCGUCUCGUCAAAGCGCCAACCUGCCAAUACCAAACAGGCUAGAGUGCUUGAAAUACUGAAGACCGAGUACAAAAGAUUAUUGUACGAAGUAUAUAUACUCAAGCGUCGACGUCAACUCCAAAUCAUCGCAUCCUCAGAUGUGGUCUGUUGUACUUGUCUUGGCGCCGGUGCCAGCGGCCUCGAAGCGGUCGAAUUCGCCUCAGUCAUCAUCGAUGAAGCCGCAAUGUGUCAUGAGCCAACCGCUCUGGUGCCAUUGACAAAAGGUUCGGCCCACGCAGUCUUGGUAGGUGAUCAUAAACAGCUACCAGCAAUCACAUUGAGCCCGGCUGCCGAAGCCCACGGAUUUGGGAUCAGCCUAUUUGAACGUAUUCAGAGUCAGCAAAGUGUACAAUCUAUCCUACUUCACAAACAGUACCGCAUGAAUCCUAUCAUCUCCGCAUUUCCCAAUGCUGAAUUUUACGAUCACGCGUUGGUGGAUUCGAUUAAGCCUGACUCUAUCAAACCCGUCUACUUUCAUUUCGACCGAUCUCUUGGACCUGAACAAAAAUCAAGAGCUGUCUCCUUUGUCACUCACAAUCAUCUAGAGACGAAAAUUGAGAAAACAUUGACGAACCAAACGGAAGCCGAGAUUGUCCUUGGUAUCUUACGUGACUUGCUUCGUACUAACCCAGAACUGAGUGGUCGCGAUAUCGGAAUUAUUGCACCCUAUCGAGGCCAAGUAUCACUGCUCCAAUCACUGCAACGUCAACCCCAGAAAGCGAGUCUGAUCCGUAAUUCAGAACAAUCGUAUCGCAAUGAAGUGGAAAUCAAUACUGUUGACGGCUUUCAAGGCCGGGAGAAACCUGUGAUCAUCCUAUCAUGUGUCCGAGGAAACUUUGAAAGACAAAUCGGAUUCCUGGCUGAUCUGAGACGAUUCAACGUUGCUGCUACUCGAGCUAAACAGAAAUUCAUUGUUGUUGGCCACUUGGAUACUUUACAGUAUGCUCGUGUAAAUCGACAUUUUAAAUUUGGUGGACAUUAUAAUGCAGAGGCAUGGAGAAGGUGGGUUCAAUGGGCAAAGAGUGAAAAUCUAUUGAUUGAUUCUGAGAAAUUUCGAGGAAAAUAGAUGCGUGUACACCCCCACUUGUUUUUUGUGCUCAUGUAAGUCCCUGGGCUUUACUUCUGAUCUUUGGAUUGGCUUCCGGUGCAGAUAUGAUGUGCGGAAGGCGUUUUUCUGUUCAUUGUCCUUGAUCACUAUGUUAUGGAUUGCUUUGUGUUGCUUCAAUUCGCUUCUUACCAAAUCUCUUAAUUCUCUCGUUGUAUGGAAAUAUAUCUUAUCGUAAUGGUGUGGUUUCUCGAU
Molecule: messenger RNA, 3245 nt
Organism: Melampsora larici-populina 98AG31
Lineage: Eukaryota; Fungi; Basidiomycota; Pucciniomycetes; Pucciniales; Melampsoraceae
Exons: 4
Coding region: 6-3011 (1001 amino acids)
Biological process (GO): nuclear-transcribed mRNA catabolic process, nonsense-mediated decay
Cellular component (GO): cytoplasm
Molecular function (GO): RNA helicase activity
Source: RefSeq, a predicted model, not a curated record